Molecule: messenger RNA, 1335 nt
Organism: Ruditapes philippinarum (Manila clam)
Lineage: Eukaryota; Metazoa; Mollusca; Bivalvia; Venerida; Veneridae
Product: piggyBac transposable element-derived protein 4-like
Exons: 2
Coding region: 1-867 (288 amino acids)
Source: RefSeq, a predicted model, not a curated record
AUGGGUUUAGUUCAGAAAGAUGAUUUAGAAAAGUAUUGGUCGUGCCAUGACCUUGAUGAAACUACUAUUUUUGGAUCACACAUGAGUAAAAACAGAUUCCAAAACAUUCUCAGUAAUUUCCACAUAACAGACAAUGAGUUACAGCCUGGAGUUGGAGCGUCUGGCUAUGACCCGCUGUAUAAGAUUAGACCAUUCCUAAAUUCUAUAAAUUCGGCUUUUUCAGAUGUUUAUACCCCUAACAGAGACCUAAGUUUAGAUGAAGCAACAUGUGCUUGGAAAGGACAUCUAAGAUUUCGUGUUUUCAAUCCUGCAAAACCAACUCGCUUCGGCAUAAAGUUGUACCAGAUACACCAAUACUACACAUGCUUGCGGAAAACUGCCAAGUGGUACAAAAAACUGUUUUUCCAUUUAUUGAACUUGUUCGUCAUAAAUGCGUACCUAUUAUACAAAAAAUGUUCAGAUGAUGACCCGAAACUUGGACAUUAUGAGUUCAGACGAGCAUUAGCUGAGUCACUUAUAGCUGAAUCCCCAAAUGCUCCUAAACCCACAGCAUCUGCAGGAAAAAGAAUUACAGGUGAAAAACCUCUUCGUUUGACAGAAAAACAUUUUCCAGAAGCAAUUCCUGCGAUUCCAGGUUACGUCCAUAUGGUGAUUGUACUGCCUGUAAUCAGUCAAAGAGACAACGCCAAGGUUUCAAGCGAAAGCAAGCUAGUUACUGGUGUUCUAAGUGUAAGAAGGCCUUAUGUGUCCCGAGAUGUUUUAUGGUUUAUCACAGUGCUCGUUUACAAACCUGUUCUUAGGGUGCAAGUCGGUGCUGCUUGCGAUGCUGCUCAGGGUGACAUUUCUUCAGACUUGUCCUCUGAUUAGAGUGUAGACUGUUGAUUAGAGUGUAGACUGUAUGUGAAAGAUAUUACUCAGACUCUUCCCUAGAUAUAACUAGUCUCAGGUAAAAAAAGUAAAAAAAAAUCUGACAUAUUUUAUUAUCCAUGUUUUACCUGUUUAAUUUUACCUUUUGAUUUACCUGUUUUACCUAUACAGGUAAAUACACCAUGUACUGGUAAACAAUAAUAAAUGAUUCAUGUAAAUGGUGUAGAAAUAAGCAACAACACAUACUAAGCAGCUAUGUUAGGGGUUAGACACAAAUAAAGUUUAAAGAACUGGGAUUUUUCUAAUUUUCCAUGUUUUAUCUGUAAUUUUUACCUUUCGUUUACCAGUACAAGUAAAUACUAAUUAAUGAUACCUGUAAAUGGUGUAGAAAGAAACAACAACACAUUCUAAGAGGUUUCAAAUAGGUUUUAUUUGUCUCUCUUGCAUUACUCUCAAAAACAAUGAUUU